AGAGUAUAUAAUAUAGAUACAGGGAGGGUAUAUAGAGGGGCAGUGUGCCCGCUGUCGCGGACUCUGAUGGGGAUGGCGGAGGGGGAUCAGGCCGCGCUCUCUCAGAGGCUUCGUGCUGCUGUUCACUACACAGUUGGGUGUCUUUGUGAGGAAGUUGGGGAAGAUAAAGGAACAGAAUUCAGUAAACAAACAAUUGCUGCCUUAGCAGAAACAACCUUCAGACAAUGUGAGAAUUUUGCUACGGACCUUGAGCUUUUUGCAAAACAUGGAAAGCGGACCACUGUUAACACAGAUGAUGUGAAACUGCUAGCAAGGAGGAGCAAAGCACUGCUGAACUUCAUCACAGAGAAAUGUAAUGAACUAGCUUCCAGUAAUGCAGAGCAGAAAGAGAAGAGAGCAGUCACAACAGGAAAAGGAAAGAAGAAAUCCACUCACCACCUUGAGCCCAUGGUAACUGAAAUUGAAGAUGUUGCCAUCAAUUAAUCUACAGAAAAGGCAUUUCAAAUAGAAAGCUUAUCUCGGACCUAGUACAGAAAGUGAGAUCUCUGUAGCUCUCUCAACAAAUUUUCCACAACAAAUUCUCCCAUGCCUCUCUUUGAAGAUUUGAUGAUACAAGUGAACACCAAAUUUGCGUGACAUAGUUUGAAAUGGUUAUGCAAACUAACAAAUAAGAUGAGGUUCAGAUAAAUAGAUGCCAGUCUGCCUUGGUCUGGUGACUGAUUUUGUAAGUGACGACCAGUACCUUUUGGAGUAUAAUUUACAGUGUAUCAUUCAUCAUAAGUAAGGUUAUCUCUGAUACAUUUUGGAUGCGUUGAAAUGAGUGUCUGCAUUCUUAAUUGGAAUGUUUAAUUUGCCUGUGUAAAGUAAUAUUGUUGAUGAUUUAAUGUUUUAUCAAUAUUCAAAUUUUUCAUUAAAUCUGAUAUAAUAAUUUUA
Chiloscyllium plagiosum (whitespotted bambooshark) is the source of this 933-nucleotide messenger RNA. The record is from RefSeq and is a predicted model, not a curated record. Lineage: Eukaryota; Metazoa; Chordata; Chondrichthyes; Orectolobiformes; Hemiscylliidae.